Molecule: messenger RNA, 604 nt
Organism: Carlito syrichta (Philippine tarsier)
Lineage: Eukaryota; Metazoa; Chordata; Mammalia; Primates; Tarsiidae
Gene: ADAT2
Product: adenosine deaminase, tRNA specific 2
Exons: 6
Coding region: 1-576 (191 amino acids)
Biological process (GO): tRNA wobble adenosine to inosine editing
Cellular component (GO): cytoplasm; nucleus
Molecular function (GO): tRNA-specific adenosine-34 deaminase activity; zinc ion binding
Source: RefSeq, a predicted model, not a curated record
AUGGAGGUGAGGGAGGCGUCCACGCCGGCGGCAGGCGGCGCGUGCUCGUUGCCGGCGGAGGACAUCGAGAAGUGGAUGGAGGAGGCGAUGCACAUGGCUAAAAAUGCCCUCGAAAAUACUGAAGUUCCUGUCGGCUGCCUCAUGGUCUACAACAAUGAAGUUGUGGGGAAGGGAAGAAAUGAAGUUAACGAAACUAAAAAUGCUACUCGACAUGCAGAAAUGGUGGCCAUUGAUCAGGUCCUAGAUUGGUGUUGCCAAAAUGGCAAGAGACCUUCUGAAGUGUUUGCACACACUGUGCUGUAUGUCACCGUGGAGCCAUGUAUUAUGUGUGCAGCUGCUCUUCGCUUGAUGAAAAUCCCACUGGUUGUGUAUGGUUGUCAAAAUGAACGAUUUGGUGGUUGUGGCUCUGUUCUAAAUAUUGCCUCUGCUGACUUACCAAACACUGGGAGACCGUUUCAGUGCAUUCCUGGAUAUCGGGCUGAGGAAGCAGUGGAAAUGUUAAAGACCUUCUACAAACAAGAAAAUCCAAAUGCACCCAAAUCAAAAGUUCGGAAAAAGGAAUGUCAGAAAUCUUGAACUUGGGUUGAAAGACUAAUGCCCCAGC